Messenger RNA from Hyaena hyaena (striped hyena), 156 nucleotides. RefSeq names its product small integral membrane protein 38 (gene SMIM38). The transcript has a single exon. NCBI's taxonomy places the organism in Eukaryota, Metazoa, Chordata, Mammalia, Carnivora, Hyaenidae. Bases 1 to 156 code for a protein of 51 amino acids. The record is from RefSeq and is a predicted model, not a curated record.
AUGGGCUCCUGGCCGGUGGGAAGCACCGGCCCGGACCCGCUCAUGGUCCUGCUGGUCAUCAUCUUGCUGGCCCGCUUCCUUCUCUGGUCCUGCCUGGGCACCUACAUCGACUAUAAGCUGGCGCGGCGGCAUGCCGGGAAGCCCAAGGAAGACUAG